AUGGUAACAAAAAACUUUGACAGUUCAGUUGAACUGAGGCAGGUGGAGGAGGUCGUGGAGGUCGCAGUGGAAGUAGGGUGUAUGAUGAGCAGUCCAAAUUGCCCGGACUGGAAUCGCCUGGCAUUGAACUGGCCAUCAGCCUCUGGCGGAUCACCAGGUCUCUUCAGGCGGGAUGACGAAUUGAAGGCGGGCACGACAAAUACCAUGGAUAACGGCCACCGCCCCGAGUCCCCAAGUUUCGAGCCUAAAGUUGCUCGUGGACACCGGACUAGCAAGGGCAAGGGUUGGUCGAAUGGGCUUGAAGGAGAUGCCAUCCCCGAGGUGGAAAACGCUUGA
Molecule: messenger RNA, 336 nt
Organism: Fonsecaea monophora
Lineage: Eukaryota; Fungi; Ascomycota; Eurotiomycetes; Chaetothyriales; Herpotrichiellaceae
Exons: 1
Coding region: 1-336 (111 amino acids)
Source: RefSeq, a predicted model, not a curated record